This is a messenger RNA of Oppia nitens, 1743 nucleotides long. Its product is annotated as cholinesterase 1-like. Gene Ontology annotation, biological process: choline metabolic process; acetylcholine catabolic process. The transcript has a single exon. Gene Ontology annotation, molecular function: acetylcholinesterase activity. The record is from RefSeq and is a predicted model, not a curated record. Gene Ontology annotation, cellular component: plasma membrane. The annotation marks the transcript as partial. NCBI's taxonomy places the organism in Eukaryota, Metazoa, Arthropoda, Arachnida, Sarcoptiformes, Oppiidae.
AAUUGUUUUGUAUUUUUUAAUUUAUUAACAUUUUUAACAAUAAUUGUUAAUGAAAUCAGUUGUACGGAUGACAGUAGUAGUAGUAGUGAUAGUAGUAAUGAUUUAGUAAGUGUUAGGUUAAGUAAAGGUGUGGUCAAUGGUCUACGAGAUAGCUAUGAUGGCCACGAUUUGGAUGUAUAUCUGGGUAUACCCUAUGCACAGCCACCGGUAGGUAGGCUACGAUUUCGUCGACCGUUACCACUGGACGACAAACCGUGGACUGAACCGUAUGAUGCCCGACAUUGGGCACCGGCAUGUCAUCAUCAGCACUAUCAUUCAGACUAUAACAACGUAUCGCACAGCGAGGACUGUCUGUAUUUGAAUAUAUGGUCACCGACUAGUGCCCGACAAACUGGUCAGCUAAAGGCAGUCAUGUUUUGGAUACACGGAGGCGGUCUGAUAUGGGGAACGGCUGCCGACGAGUUCUACAACGGGAAAGUCCUGUCAAUACUGGGCGAUGUAGUGGUCGUUACCAUUAACUAUCGGCUGAAUACAUUCGGGUUGCUAUACACUGGCCGGGAUGGACCGGCUCCGGGUAAUCAAGCAUUUUGGGAUCAAUCGCUGGCCAUGGAAUGGGUUCAGGACAAUAUCCGAUAUUUUGGUGGUGAUCCCGGGAGGGUAACCAUAUUUGGCGAAAGUGCCGGUGCAUCAGCCGUAUCCAUGCAUAUAKUAUCGCCAGUUAGUCGACACUUGUUUCGUAACGCUAUACUAAUGUCCGGUGCUGUCGCUACCCGACGCUAUGUUAUGCCAUCACUGGAUUAUGCCGAACAUGUUUGGGCCAGACUAUCGGCUGAAGUUGGUUGCGGUGACAGUCAUAUUCAACCCGAUCAACCCCUCGAUAGCUAUAGGUUUAGCCCGGGUAUGAUUGAUUGUUUGUUGGAGAAACCGGCCCGCGAUCUGAUCAAUAUGAUCGACCUGUGGACAGAUACCCGAACCGGUCUAUUUAUUGUCGAGGACGGCCAGCUAAUGCCCGAUAAUUAUUACGAUAUGUUACAAUCGGGUGAUUUCAAACAGGGUAUGAAUCUAUUGAUCGGUACGGUACAGGAUGAGGGCAGUAUGUUGUUGUCGAUGUUCAAUAGCACCCGAUUCAGUCUACAAUCACCCGAACCGCUUGAUUACGAUAGUGUACGCCAUGAGUACAGACAGAUAUUGCAUAGGUUUCGAGUGGACAGUGAUUAUGUCGACCAGAUUGUUGACUACUAUUUUACUGGACUAUCCCCGGAGUCCAGUAGUAGUAGCGAUCAGUUACGCCAGCAGUUGGCCGUUGCUGUCGGCGAUAUGGUUAUCGGUUGCGAUACUUUAAUAUUUGGACAGUAUAUUCAAGGCGGUGAUCCCAGUGCCCAGGUCUAUCAAUACUAUUAUAAUAUGAAACUGGGUCAGCCUAAAAUGUUAUGUAGCCGAUGGUCGGGUGCCUGUCAUUUUGAUGAUAUAUACUAUCUGUUUGGUAAUCCAUUUAUCAAACCGGACAGUUAUCUCGAUGAGGAACGUCAACUAUCCAGACAUAUGAUUGACGUUUUUAGCACAUUUGCCAAAUCGGAUAGACCUCCCCGACAGUCGGGUGCCCAAUGGCCGGCCUACUAUCAGUUUGAUAAGCAAACUGUUAUCAAACCCUACUAUGAGUUUCGAGAUCAGCAAAAAUUUCCCUCAAAUUUUGGCCACAAUUUAAAAGAUAUUGAAUGUAAUAGCUUUUGGAAACAUUACUAA